Messenger RNA from Branchiostoma belcheri (Belcher's lancelet), 360 nucleotides. Its product is annotated as protein cramped-like. Bases 1 to 360 code for a protein of 119 amino acids. NCBI's taxonomy places the organism in Eukaryota, Metazoa, Chordata, Leptocardii, Amphioxiformes, Branchiostomatidae. The record is from RefSeq and is a predicted model, not a curated record. The transcript has 3 exons.
AUGUUGGCUGGUGGGCAGCAGUCAGAUGGUGCUCCACAGGGGGAGGUUGUUUUUACAGACAAUAUGCAACAAGACAUCAGGCCAGACAGCAAUAGUAAGAAAUCCCUGGGGUCUGAGUGUGUCCUGGAGCAGGCAGUUAGGGAGGGCUGGACCCUCCAGACUGUAGGCAUGCUCACAUUUGCAGAACUCUUUGUCAUGUUGGGGAAGCCAUCGAAGCUGCAACUAGAAUAUGACUGGGUACAGGAGAAGAUUGUUGAUGUUGAACAUGUGAGUGCUGUAUGGAAGAUCAUCCGACUAGCAGCUUUUGAACUAGACCUUCUCAGUAACAAACAGGUAACAGAUUUCUUGUGUAUUCCUUAG